AAAAAGCAUCAUAUUUCCACACCUUUUUUAUUUAUUUAUUUUUACUGUCGAAUGCUUCGCGCAUGCGAGGAGACACUGUGGGACCAAUUCUGUGCCCACAGCAUCGCGGAACAUGCUCGUUUCUGCGAAGACGACAAACUCAACCCAGUAAAUUUCCAGCCUCUAUCUUCCAUCUCCGACGCACCUCCUGCGUCCCAGCGUCGGUUUUACGCAACAGGCUGCGGCGCCGGUGAGGUGCUGCUGCUGCUGGACUCCCAAGUCCGCCACCGAUCCUCUCCACUUCCACGUCCACAGCAAGGAUGAAGAAACAGAACGUGCGGACGCUGUCGCUCAUCCUCUGCAUGUUCUCCUACUUGCUGGUCGGCGCCGCCGUCUUUGACGCGCUGGAGUCCGAGUCUGAGAGCUCACGAAGGCGCAUCUUAGAGCAGAAGCGCAGCGAGAUGAAGAAGAAGUAUCGCUUCUCUGAGGAGGACUACCGUGAAAUCGAACGAGUGGUGUUGCAAGCGGAGCCACACCGCGCCGGCAGACAGUGGAAAUUUGCAGGAUCUUUUUACUUUGCCAUAACAGUCAUCACCACCAUUGGUUAUGGACAUGCAGCACCAGGCACAGAUGCAGGAAAAGUCUUCUGCAUGUUCUACGCUGUUCUGGGCAUUCCUCUCACUCUGGUCAUGUUCCAGAGCCUGGGAGAAAGGAUGAACACAUUUGUCCGCUACCUUCUCCAUAAACUGAAGCAGUGCCUCGGCUUUCGUCGCACUGAGGUGUCCAUGGAAAACAUGGUUCUGGUGGGCUUCUUGUCCUGCAUUGGAACACUGUGUGUGGGUGCUGCCGCCUUCUCCCACUUUGAGGGAUGGAGCUUCUUCCAUGCUUACUACUACUGCUUCAUCACGCUCACCACCAUCGGCUUCGGUGAUUUUGUGGCUCUGCAGAAAAAGGAGGACCUUCAGGAGAAAACUCCCUAUGUGGCGUUCAGCUUCAUGUACAUCCUGGUGGGGCUGACCGUCAUCGGGGCCUUCCUUAACUUGGUGGUGCUUCGCUUCCUCACCAUGAACACAGAGGACGAGAGGAGAGACGCUCAAGAGAGGGCAUCGCUGAAACGGGACAGAGGCCUCUUGGAUGGCGCGCUGCCUCUUCAGAGCAGAGGCAGCCACAGGAGCAACGUGUUGCCCAGUCAAAGCCACAGCACGCUUUUCCUCCCCAUGGGGGAGGGAACCAGUCGCACCAACCUCAUCUCUUCCCCAGCAGAAGAUCAGGAGAGACGAGGGAGUCCCUGCAGGCGCAGGCUGCAUUUUCAAAUCAAAGCAGGCAGACGCAGACCGACGACGAGCCUCAGCUCUCUCUGGUCCUGCGUGUGCUACCGCCUGGGGAUUUGUGAUAGUCCUCUUGUGUCCCACAGUGAACAUUCAGGCUGCCAUCUAAAUUCAGUGUAUUACAACUCUGUUUCCUACAGGAUUCAGGGCUGCUCACCAGGUUCCAGGGACAACACCGGACUGUCCUCUCCAGGAAGCACGCCGUCACCUGGGUAUAGCUUCCAAGAUUUACCUCGCGCUCGUAGAAAGUCAGUGUGAGAAAGUGUAGACUGUAAAUUGUACAUAACUAUUCUUUUUCACACCAUCAUUUUGUGCAUGUCAUAACAUACUGAUGAGGCUUAAACAAUAAGUUUUUGUUGCUAUUAAUUAUAUUUUAAUUUACCACAGAUGUUUGUUUUCAUCCUGGUUCAUAAGGCGAUGUUUGUAAGCCAGACUGGAAAGUUUGUGUGCGAUGAAGAUGUCUUGAUUGACUUUAU
Thalassophryne amazonica is the source of this 1783-nucleotide messenger RNA. It is a transcript of the gene kcnk15, whose product is annotated as potassium channel, subfamily K, member 15. The record is from RefSeq and is a predicted model, not a curated record. The transcript has 2 exons. Gene Ontology annotation, biological process: potassium ion transmembrane transport; stabilization of membrane potential. Gene Ontology annotation, molecular function: potassium ion leak channel activity. Lineage: Eukaryota; Metazoa; Chordata; Actinopteri; Batrachoidiformes; Batrachoididae. Bases 300 to 1565 code for a protein of 421 amino acids. Gene Ontology annotation, cellular component: membrane.